AUGGUCUCCUCUUCCCGAGCCAUGAUGUCCCUGUUCGCCAUUCUCUGUCUGAUGGCAGCCGUGAGCCAGCCCUUGACAGCUGCCAAGGUGGAUGCUCAAAUGAAACUCCCAACGGUGGUCCUGGAGGAGAUCACCACCAUUUCCAGCGUCAGCUGCUCGGCCGAAUCAGUGGAAGUCGUCUUUGCUAGCACGGCCGACUAUCAGCGCAGCGUCUCCGCGUGGCCCUCGUCCAGCUUCAUCCUGCUCGCCAACCACCUCGGCGACUGCGACGCGGAGAACGAACGCGGGGUGUACCUGGUCGAGUCGAGCACGGUGGCCAGCGCAAACAACAACACCAUCACGGCCCACACCACCCGCAGCUCGUUCCGGGACCAGGCGCAGUCGAUCUCGGUGGCCUUCAACGCGAGCGCGGUGGCAUCCCACAAGCGCGACUGGACCAUCUCCCUCUCGGAUGAGUGGUCGGGCGAGCUCAUCAAUACGAAAGAUCUCGCCAUCGACGUGCAGGAUGUCAGCCUGGGCACAACCCUGGACCUGAGCGGCGGGGUGGAGCUGGAUGUGACCAACUCGACGGCGACGAGCCUAUACCUGGAGCUGGAUCUCGCCCUUUUCGCUGAGCUGAAUGCGUCCGCGCAGGCGACCGCUGCCUAUUCCACGGAUCUCUGGAGCUACACUUACGACGCCCUGUCGGUCUCCGCCUUUGAGAUCACCGGAAUCCUCAGUGUCGGCCCCUCUCUGACCCUCGGCCGAUCGUCGGGCUGGACUCCCUCACAGACAGCAUCGGCGACCCUGUCUGGCGAGGUCGAUGCGCAGCUGAAUCCGUUUGCGAAUGUGGAACGCGCGGUUUGGGUGAACGUCGUCAACGGUCUGCUCGAGGUCUCCGCCGGGGUCGAGGCUAAGGCCGAGGUCGUGAAUACCUUCUCGGUGGCGGGCGCCGGGGAUGUCAGCUCGACCACUGGUGUGACGGCUGUGACUGGGACGGGUGCUUGCAGCAAUGGGUACUGGUUCACAGGUGACUUCGUCUUCGACGUGGACGCGUUCGUGACCAGCCUUUACGCGGUGGCUCUGUACACGGUGACAGUUCCGAUAUUUGCGACGGAAUGCUUUCCUUUUUGA
Aspergillus uvarum CBS 121591 is the source of this 1113-nucleotide messenger RNA. RefSeq lists its product as uncharacterized. The transcript is spliced from 3 exons. The record is from RefSeq and is a predicted model, not a curated record. Lineage: Eukaryota; Fungi; Ascomycota; Eurotiomycetes; Eurotiales; Aspergillaceae. Bases 1 to 1113 code for a protein of 370 amino acids.